Pecten maximus is the source of this 4759-nucleotide messenger RNA. Its product is annotated as inter-alpha-trypsin inhibitor heavy chain H4-like. The coding region runs from base 27 to 2000 and encodes 657 amino acids. The transcript has a single exon. Lineage: Eukaryota; Metazoa; Mollusca; Bivalvia; Pectinida; Pectinidae. The record is from RefSeq and is a predicted model, not a curated record.
AGAACUCGAACAAACACGCGAUAUUGAUGUGUUUACUUCCUGUUUUUCCUGGAAGGAGAGAACGUACGUAUACAAUGUAUCUGUUAAUUGGUGUGGCCAUGUCGAUACUGACAUGCACGUGUGUUGCUAACGAUAUAGUGAAAAACCCUUCCAUAAAGACGCUUGUUUUGGAAUCGAACGUAUAUUCCCGAUUCGCUAAUGUGUACAUCACAAGCAGAGUUGAAAAUAAUGCAAAUGAAAGUAGAACAGCAAUGUUUUCAAUCCAAGUACCCACGGAAGCUUUCAUUACAAGUUUUUCGAUGCAAAGUGAAGGCCGUAUUCUCCAUGGCGUGGUGAAAGAGAAGAAAGAAGCCGACGAGGCUUACGAGGCGGCCCGUGAUGACGGACAGACAGCUGGGCGAGUGUCGGAAGCUGCCCCACCUCCUGGACGUGCGAUGAAGAACUUCGUCGUUUAUAUGAACGUGGCAGCAAACUCUGAAGCUAUGUUCAAGCUCUCGUAUCAAGAACUCAUCAAAAAAGCUUUGGGGGAGUAUACACAAAACAUACACAUAGAACCCAAUCAAGUUGUUGAAAAUCUCACUGUUGUUGCCUCGCUUCAAGAACCCCAGGGUAUUGAAAUGUUUUCGUACACUCUUCCAGGUUCCAAAGUGUACUCGUCAAGCUCUACUGCCUCACUAAAUACUGUAGUACACGCAUCCGAAACCAAGAGAGAGCUUGUUUACAUCCCUUCGAUGGAGGCACAGUUAACUUCCUCUGGUGAACAUGUUGGGUUGAAAGGAGAUAUUACUUUAAGGUAUACUUUGACACCCCCAGUAACGAACGGAGGGACACUAAUUGUCAACAAUGGCUCGUUUGUUCAUUAUUUUUCGCCAGUUGGCUUACCGGAUAUGAGCAAAACAGUGAUAUUUGUCAUUGAUGUAAGUGGUUCCAUGAAUGGGGACAAAAUUAGUCAAGUAAAGGUGGCUAUGUACUCGAUAUUGAUGCGACUUGGAGAAAAAGACUCUUUCAACAUCAUCAUAUUCAAUGGUUAUGUGAACCGGUGGAAACAAUCGGGCCCAGUUUUGGUGACUAAUGAGCACAUAUCUUCUGCCAAGUCGUAUGUUAGUAGAUUGGAAGCAGGAGGCAGUACCAACAUCAACGACGCUCUAUUGUCUGGAGUUGGCGAUCUCAACGACGCAUCGAGAAGUACAGGGAAUCUAGUUGUCUUCCUCACGGAUGGCGUUCAAACUGCUGGCGAACAGAACAAAGACGCUAUAUUGAGAAACGUCCAAAGGUUAAAUAAUGACGGUUUAGUUUCAAUUUUAUGCCUGGGAUUUGGGAGAGGAGUGAAUUUUGAAUUUCUGAGAAAAAUCUCACUUCAAAAUAAUGGAUUUGCUUAUAAAAUUUACGAGGAAGAAGAUGCGAGUGAACAACUGGAUGAUUUUUACAGAGGAAUACAAUCCGUGAUACUGAGGUAUGUAGAGUUCCAAUAUCCUAAUGAACUUGUAAUAGCAGAAGACCUUACACAGACUACGUUUGCUAAUUUCUUCAACGGGUCCGAAAUAGUUGUAGCGGGAAACAUUCAACCGGAAGCUGACAUCACAUCAACUCCUUUGACUGCGUCGAUCGUUGCUGUUGGUGUGGACCAAGACAUGACCUUUCAUUCUACCGCCGAACCCGAGACGGGAGAGACUCUACAAUUCGGACGAAGACUUUGGGCGUAUCAGAAAAUAAAAGACUAUCUAGAUCUUGCCCUGAAGUCAGAGGAGGAAGAGGACAGAGAAAGAUACGAACAAAAAGCACUGACACUGUCUCUAAGGUACAGCUUUGUGACGCGUCUGACGUCAAUGGUUGUCACGGAGACGGUCAAUGCAGGAUAUAGUCAGACCAGCAAUGAUAUUUUAAGUAGAGGGGCAAUGUUUGCAGACACAAUUACUAACACAGGCACGCGCUCAUCAAUGGCAGUACUGUGUGCCGUUAUCACAGUUCUUUUACAUUUCGUUCGAUCUCAUUUUCUUUGAUUUUAUUUUCUGACCACAAUAUAUAUGAACGUGAUGACACAUAACCUAUUGAAUUUCGCAAAAGUUCCCUGACUUGCAUAGUUCUUCGGUGGUAUGUUUCCAGUGGAAGACAUUGCGUACUGACGUCCAAGAAUGAAAUUAUUGAUGAAUCCUUUUACUCAAUUCCAGCAAUUUUCUCAAACAUUUUCUAGACCAACAGAACGGUCCCGUGACUACGUGAAAUUUAUGUUACAUAUGAAACGGUUCAGAGCAUAUUUGAUCAUAAGUUCCCAAAAAGGAAAACGGUUAUUAAGAUAAUAUGUUGGCAUGUACACAACAAAAGCCUAGUUGAAUUUGUUUGUUCUAUCUCAAGUCCAUGUCACCCCAGGUUUUCGACUGUAGUAUUAAAAUGUAUAUGGUAUAAUAACUUCCCACCGACAAUAUAAUGUUUUGGAACGUAACUCGAAUAUGGGGUUUCUGUGUGGUUGUCUAUUUAUAUGUAACAUGUUAAAUACAGACUUUUUGACGAUUAUUAUUUUUAUCAAGUGAUAUUAAUCUUUUGUCUUUCAUUGUUUAUCAUACUUUUUAAAUCAUGUUUUAUAGUCUGUAAUGUAUGAAAUGUAUAUAGAAGUCUAGAAUUCUUAACCCUUUUGACAUAUCCGAUAUUUUGUAUUUAGUUUUUGCUUUUUCUUUCUUGUUUGUUUGUUUUUGGUAACGGUUCUUCAUAAAUAUGCGCAGAUGAUUGUUUUAACUUUAGUUUUAGUUAUAUUGUUUUUUCUUCAUGUAGAAAUAUAUUAAGACAUAUAUCAAAAGUAUCAAAAAUACUAUCGUGUAUACACUAAUUAGAACGACUAUACUGUAAUUUUCAAGAAUUUUUUAAUGGAAAGACUGUAUCGCUAAAUGUUAUAAAACAAGACGAAAUCGCCGAUUAACGCGUAUAAGUUCAUUACAGUUAUAGUUGCCUGAAACGGACGUACGUGUAGAUGCAAUCAUGCUACCAAGAAAAUUUACAUUUCUUUAUCAAAACAUUCCUUGUAAAGAUAAAUAUACCAUGAAAGGUAAUAAGUGAAAUGGAGGCAUGUGAUAUGGUUUUCCCUGUAUGAUUAACCAAGGUCUCUUUUUACACGGAAAAGUUGUCUAAUAUUUGUUUGGUCAUUGUGUUUUGUUUAAGUAGUGAUAGGACCAGUGACUUGAAUUGUCUAAUAUUUGUUUGGUCAUUGUGUUUUGUAGUAGCGAUUUGACCAGUGACUUGAAUUGUCUAAUAUUUGUUUGGUCAUUGUGUUUUGUUUAGUUGCGAUAUGACUAGUGACUUGAAUUGUCUAAUAUUUGUUUGGUCAUUGUGUUUUGUAGUAGCGAUAUGACCACUGACUUGAUUUGUCUAAUAUUUGUUUGGUCAUUGUGUUUUGUUUAAGUAGUGAUAUGACCAGUGACUUGAAUUGUCUAAUAUUUGUUUGGUCAUUGUGUUUUGUAGUAGCGAUAUGACCACUGACUUGAUUUGUCUAAUAUUUGUUUGGUCAUUGUGUUUUGUAGUAGCGAUAUGACCAGUGACGUGAAUUGUCUAAUAUUUGUUUUGUCAUUGUGUUUUUGUAGUAGCGAUAUGACCACUGACUUGAGUUGUCUAAUAUUUGUUUGGUCAUUGUGUUUUGUAGUAGCGAUAUGACCAGUGACGUGAAUUGUCUAAUAUUUGUUUGAUCAUUGUGUUUUGUUUAGUAGUGAUAUGACCACUGACUUGAAUUGUCUUAUAUUUGUUUGGUCAUUGUGUUUUGUAGUAGUGAAAUGACCACUGACUUGAAUUGUCUAAUAUUUGUUUGGUCAUUGUGUUUUGUAGUAGCGAUAUGACCACUGACUUGAAUUGUCUAAUAUUUGUUUGGUCAUUGUGUUUUGUUUAGUAGUGAUAUGACCAGUGACUUGAAUUGUCUAAUAUUUGUUUGUUCAUUGUGUUUUAUUGUUGAGUAGAGAUACGACAAGUUAUUUGGAUAACUGAUUUUUUUUUUUUUUUUUGGAUUUUUUUUUUACUAUAUUGCGUUGAAGGGUAGAUUGGUGUAUCGUUUAAUAUUUGAAAAAAAAAACCCACAUCUAACGCAUUGUAUCUGUUAUGAUUACCCGUCCAAGGAAUUUAUCAUAACGUUCUUGGCACCUUAUAUAUGUAUUAAAUUAUGAUAGGAAUGGUCUGCUGCGUUCUUAGAAUAUGACAUCAGUAUAGAUAUAUACCUUUCAUUUAUAUUUUGUCGUUGAAUUAACAUAUGAUAUAUCCACAAACAGAUGAUUGUUUUAAAUACAAUGACCUACAAUCUUCCUAUUUAAUGUGAAUUUAUUGUUCAGAUAAGAAAUCCGAUAAUAUUUUUUUGUGAUUUUUUUUAUGCCUGUGAUAUUUCACAAUAGUUGUCUAUCAUGUAGUACAUCAUAGAGUAUAUAAUUUACAAUACAUCAUCUAUACUUUUUUGUAUAUGUAAAUGAUGUGUUGUUUGUGAUCCCCUGUAAGUGCCAUAUUGUUAUUACUUUUGUAAUAUAAACUAUUGAAAUCAAACAAAUUACUGAAAACCGUAUUCCAUGUUUUUCUUCAGUAAGGCUAGGCAUACACACGUGGCUACAUUUAAAAUAAAAUGAGGUUGUUAUUAAUGCUUUUCACCAACUGUUCUAUUUAAAUUUAUUAUUAUUUUCAUUCUUAUUAUCAUUACAAGCUAACCGGUAUUAAGUAUACAUAUAUUGAUGUAUUUAACAUGCUACCGUAUCUAUAUUCCUUGUUCUUUGAAGAAUAAAAAACAAUCUUAAUAAGCUAG